AUGCGCCUCCGGAUCUUCGCGUCGUCGAUUCUUCUUCUCGUGACAACAAUAGUUGAUUGCCAACAAUGUCGCGAUUCAAAUUUGAACUGCGAGUUCUGGUCGCGACGUGGCGAAUGCGCCAUCAAUCCGAAGUGGAUGUUGAGAAAUUGCCAGAAAUCGUGCGGGACCUGCUCUCCCCCGCCUCCUCCCGUUCUUCCAUCUACACGUACCACUCAAACAUCUCCGACGACCCGAAUGAUGGGAUUCCAGCGAGACGAGAUCGUCGCGCGGACAAGCUCGAAUCCCGACGGCUGCAAUUCAGUGAUGGCCAUUGAGGCCGAGACUCGCCAGAUCUUCUCCAUCGGUCAGGUUCGCGGACGAACCCAACGAAUGAUGUGCGCCGAGCAGCAAAUCCCGCCCGACUGCUCCGUCAAUCAAUGCUUUCUGAAGAAGUUCCGCUCGAUCGACGGCACUUGCAAUAAUUUGGCGAGACCCGCCGAAGGGGCGGCGUUGACAGCGUUCGCGCGACUCCUGCCGCCCGCCUAUGACGACGGAUUCAAUACGCUGGUGGGAUCGUCGAAGCGCAAUCGACCGAAUCCGAGAGAGGUGUCGAUGUUUCUGCUCACGUCGAGCAAAGCGAUUCCCGGACACGCCAACUCGAUGCUCAUGCAAUUCGGCCAAUUCGUUUCGCACGACAUCACCGCGAACUCGGCGGCGGCGAUUUGCGGAUGCCAAUCGGCCGGACCAUUGUGCGCCGCAAUUCCGGCGCCGCCGUCCGAUCGAUUCCGUCGUUGCAUUGCGUUCACGAGAAGCUUCCCGAUUUGCGGGACGGGACAAUUCGGACGGGUGCGUGAGCAGCUCAACGAGAACACCGCAUUCAUCGAUGGAAGUGGAAUCUACGGCUCCGAAGGCAUCACGGCUCGUUCGCUUCGCUUCAACGCGAUGCUCCGAUCAUCAGUGAUCAAUGGAAAAGUGUUUCCGCCGAUGGCGCAAAACAACCUCAACGUUGGUGACUCGCGCUCAAACCUGUUUGUCGGGCUGGCGGCGCUUCACACAACAUUCCUCAGACUCCACAACAACAUCGCUGCGAGACUCCAAAACAUGAACGGCCAUUGGAACGGCGAUCGAAUAUUCCAAGAGGCUCGCAAAAUUGUCGGCGGUGUCAUUCAGGUGAUCACUUAUCAAGAGUUCCUACCGCUUCUCAUCGGCUCGGCGGCGCAAACCCAACUCGGCGCCUACAAUGGCUACAAUCCGUCGAUCAACCCCGGUAUCCUUAACGAGUUUGCUGCCAGCGCCUACCGACUUCACGGAAUGAUCCAGGAGUCGUAUCCAAUCCUCAAUCACAACUAUCAACGAAUGGGAAGCCUCAAUUUCAUCGAGAACAUGAUGCGACUCGAGGGAAUGCUGAACGGAUUGGACUCGAUUUAUAGGGGCUUGAUGGCGACGCCUAGUCGAAGCCCGCAACGCUUGACCGUCUCGAUGACGGAGAGAAUGUUCGGCGGUGCUCUCGACAUGGCGGCGAUGAACAUCCAACGCGGUCGAGACCACGGCCUUCGACCCUACAACGAUUAUCGACGAGCGUGCAAUCUGCCGACGGUGGCCGACUUCAAUUCGUGGCGCGAGGUGCCGGACGCGGCGGUUCGCCAACGCGUCGCCCAACUCUAUCGAAGCCCGCAAGACGUCGAUCUCUACGUUGGCGGAAUUCUGGAAGCGCCGGAAGCCGGCAGUUUUGUGGGACCGACGUUCGCGUGCAUCAUCGCCAAACAAUUCAAGAAUCUACGCGACGGCGAUCGCUACUAUUUCGAGAAUCCCGGCGUGUUCACGUCGGCCCAACUCAACACCCUUCGUCGGACCACGCUGGCGUGGGUGUUGUGUCAAACCGGCGACAACAUGUCGAAAAUCGGUCGGAACGCGUUCGAAAUCGAAAACGGCUCACGCGCUGUGCCGUGCUCAUCGAUCACCUCGCUCGACAUGUCAGCUUGGCGUGAAUAA
Messenger RNA from Caenorhabditis bovis, 1971 nucleotides. The record is from the annotation of a GenBank genome assembly. NCBI's taxonomy places the organism in Eukaryota, Metazoa, Nematoda, Chromadorea, Rhabditida, Rhabditidae.